AUGACUUGGAUCAAACUUGCUAGCCUAGCGCUAGUGGUUGGCCUCGUAAGUGCAGGGAUUUCGAAGAACGAGGACUUGGAAUGUAUGUUCUUAGGAUAUCCAGAUCUCGAGUACGACGGAUUCGACAGAACUGAGGUUCUGACCGAGAAGAACUUCAACCGAACUGUUUUCGCCGAGGACACCAAGUCGGUGGUUUUCUUCAAUGAUGUGGAGGAGGAUGAUUCAGAGCUCGACCAGUACGAAUGCUUCCUUCAGUUGUCCGCUCAAAUCAUGACCAAGAGAGGAUACAAUUUCUACACCGUGAACACCACCAAGGAACACCGUUUGAGAAAGCAAGAGGAAGUUGAAAAAGGAGAAGACACCAUUCAUGUCUAUAAGGACGGGUACAAGAUCGAGUACAACGGAGUUCGUGAUCCAGAAACUUUUGUCUCCUGGUUGAUGGACAUCCCAGACGAUCCAGUCACCAUUAUCAAUGAUGAACACGACUUGGAAGAGUUUGAGAACAUGGAUGACGAGUGUGUCCGUAUUAUUGGAUACUUCGAGCCAGGAUCUGUUGCUCUCAAGGAAUUCGAAGAGGCCGCUGAAGAUUUUAUGGGAGAGAUUGAGUUCUUCGCCGUUGUCACCUCUAAGUGGGCACGCAAGGUCGGACUCAAGAGAGUUGGAGAGGUCCAGAUGCGCAGACCAUUCGAGGAAGAUCCACUUUUCGCCCCAACUUCCGCUGAUACCGAGGAGGAGUUCGAGGAGUGGGUGGAGAAGAACAAAGAGCCAGUCAUGCAAAAACUCACACUUGACAACUACUUCAAUCUUUGGAGAGACCCAGAAGAGGAGGAGAAGAUGAUCUUGGCAUUCGUCGAUGAGGAGACUCGUGAGGGAAGAGCCAUGAAGAAACUUCUUGACAAGAUUGCUGAUGAGAACUCUGAACACGCUGGAACUCUUGAGAUCAUUCUUGUGGACCCUGAUGAGUUCCCACUGAUGGUUGAUGUCUGGGAGGAUAUGUUCGGAAUUGAUAUUGAGGAGGGACCACAAAUCGGACUUAUUGAUAUUUCGGAGAAAGAAGGAAUCUGGUUUGACAUGUCUCAAGUCAACUUGGACGAUCCAAAGAAGCACUCUGACUCCAACUUCGAGGCUGUUCAAUCAUGGAUCGAUCAAAUUCUCUCUGGAUCUAUUUCUCUUGAUGACGACGAUGAUGAUGAGCCAGAGCCACCAGCACCACCACCAACUCAAAAGGGAAAGAAGUCUAGAAAGGAAUUGUAA
This is a messenger RNA of Caenorhabditis remanei, 1254 nucleotides long. RefSeq lists its product as uncharacterized. NCBI's taxonomy places the organism in Eukaryota, Metazoa, Nematoda, Chromadorea, Rhabditida, Rhabditidae. The record is from RefSeq and is a predicted model, not a curated record. Gene Ontology annotation, cellular component: sarcoplasmic reticulum lumen. The transcript has 10 exons. The coding region runs from base 1 to 1254 and encodes 417 amino acids. Gene Ontology annotation, molecular function: calcium ion binding. Gene Ontology annotation, biological process: regulation of release of sequestered calcium ion into cytosol.